Molecule: messenger RNA, 4186 nt
Organism: Actinia tenebrosa (Australian red waratah sea anemone)
Lineage: Eukaryota; Metazoa; Cnidaria; Anthozoa; Actiniaria; Actiniidae
Cellular component (GO): cytoplasm
Molecular function (GO): zinc ion binding
Source: RefSeq, a predicted model, not a curated record
UCAAGACUAAAAAUAACUCAAGCGGUCGAGGCGGUCGCGAUGCAAGUACGUAAACUGUAUUACUAAGGUCGGAAUAAAAAGAUAUAAAAAUUGUCAAAAUAUUUCAAUACUGUAUACAUCUUACAAGCUUGUGGUACUUGGUUGUUCUUGUCUUCUUUUGAGCAUGUAUCAUACACAAGGUGACUGAUGCCAAAGGAAUUAACAACAUUAGAAAAUGUCAAGGACAGAGCAUUUGCUCACAUGCUACAAAAUAUCUAUAAUUGAAGUUAAUCCUGAUGAUCCUGAUGAUGAUAUUAAAACACUUUCUUUAAAGGCAAGAGAAUUUCUUGCUUCAAAAAAGUACUUUGACAAGCCCAAGGUUCUCCAAUUUUAUACAUUUACAAAGGAAUUCAUAGAAAAUUCCAUUGGAAGAAACUUUGAAAGUAAGGCAUUGUUGUUUAAAGAUUUGCAAAAUGUAUUCUAUAAACUAGAGGAAUAUGGAAUCAGACUAUUGAAACGUCCUUGGAGAAAAGAAUUCUAUACAAUCAAGCUUUUCACGACGUUCUUUAAACAUGAUAUUGAAUCAAAACUUCCCAAUGCUGUAAAAAUACUUCAAUUGUACGGCUAUGGAGAAGUAUCCCAAAAUAUGAUCAAAAUGGCAAUGGACUCUCUAGACUCUAGAUCCAACAGGAUCAUUUACGUAUGUUUUGACUUGUUUUUAUCAAGGAUUGAACUUGAGGUUAUGUCUGAAAUUUGCACGACUAUCGAAAUGUAUACCAGUGACUUCACAUUGAGUGAUGUAUUCGAAGCCAGGAGGAAAACUAAAGGCGAUGUAAAUGAAGCGGUCGAAUAUUUUCUCCGUGAAAACCCAGGUAUCAAUAAGGUGAAGAGAAUAAAGACAGAUGAUACGGAAUCAGGGAGAAAAUCUGGAGAAAGAUUUGAAAAAAGCAAUAAACUUCCUUCUGAAGAUGAAGAAACAAGUAGAACUGAUUCUAACAAUGGGAGAAUCACAAGUCAAGGCAGAACAAAGCGGGAUACAAAAUAUCCUCCGUUACCUGGCAACUACAGCAAUCUUCCCUCAACCUCGGAUGAUCCUAGGUUUGCUGCCGUUACUAGUGGUGCAAAGGUGCGGCAUAUUAGCUCAUCGGUUCCCGUUGAUAAUUUUAGUGAUGCUGAGCUAUAUGGGCACGAUGAUGCAUCCUCAUCGAGUCAAGACAACGAAAACAACAUUCCAAUGGACACACAGGAACCCCAAGCUAGGAGCGGAGCAACGUACGAACCUAGCAAUUACGUUGACAUGAGUGGCGCUAAUACUGAUUACUAUCAGAUAAUGGACCAAUGCAGUACAGAAAAUGGUCUCUCCUCUUGUACUGCUUUACCGCCACCCCCAAUGACGCAUACUUAUUCUUCAUCUGAUCAAGGGAUCCCCCCGCCGCCUUAUGACCAAGCAAUCAAAAUACCUGGAAAUGACUGGGUUAUGAUAGAAGAUAAAGAUUCUGACGGUCUAAGUAAUAAUAUAUCGGCAAUGAAUAUCGGUGAGAAUGGACUUGUCUCGAGGACUAGUAAUGAAGUAGUAGGAGUACGAGCUAGUGCGUAUGAUACUGGUGACAUCGGGAGAUUGAAGGCAGCAUCUUCUGAUAGGAUACCCUACAGAACUGGGCCCCAUUAUCAAACAGAACCCCAAGGAACAAGUACUAAAACAAAAUCAGUUGGUACUUCUGGUUUGAGAGAGCAUUCCAGAGAGGUUAAAGGAAUGGGAGAUUUGUAUUCAGAACGUCCACUGUCGAAUGGAUCACAUAGGGAUUAUAGAAGCUUAUCGACCUCUUUCAAGAAAGGGUUUGACGGCACACCACCUGUAAAAUCAGCAUUAAAUCCUUUUGAAACACCAGGAGAUUCAACCAAAGCAAAAACAGAUGUACAAAGAAGAAGCACUUUAUCUGGUUCAUAUGACAGAAUGUCAACAUCAAAAGCAACAGAAGAGUAUCUCAAAGAUCGUCUUACAAGGAGUGGACCAGAACAACUGGGUUUUAAGAGGACGAGUGAUCCCAAUGUACCUACAGCUACACUCACUUAUGUGACAUCUUCUUAUCCUAAGCGUAGCUCAACAACUGCUGUCUCUUAUUCGUCCCCUUCUAAAACCCAGAGUACUAUGACCACAAGAAGUCAAGUAAGGGACGUUGCAGCAAACAAGUCAGACGUAAUGAGCGAACCUAUACAAGGUACUUCUAGAACAACACAGAAUAUGGCUGAGCGAUACAGCAAGGAGAAUUGUUUCGUAUGCAACAGCAAAGCUACACAUUAUUGCAAAAUGUGUAAGAAAAAGUCUUGUAAGACUUGCUCAACUGUUAUAACCAGACUUCAUUGUGACAGUUACAAAGAGCACCAACUGGUUGAAGCAAGCCCGACUAUCAACAACGAAAAGGCUGAUCUGGGUACCAAGGAUAUGUGCUCAUUUUGUGGUGUCAGCGCUGCAUCACAUGACUGCAUUUACUGCAAUAAAAAGUCUUGUGGUAAUUGCCAUACUAUUUACACAAAAGAUCCUUGUGUACUGGGCAGGGAGUUCCAUUAUUUCAUGGAUCAGCAACAACCAAAAUCAACCUCGGAAAAGCAGGAAACAACCUUACAGAAGCAGACAACGCUCUCUUUAAAGCACCAGAAGCUAAACCUAGUUCCCUUUGUCACUGGGGAGAAUUAUUGUGACUUCUGUGCGCUAGCUGCUAACCUUAUUUGUAAAAUCUGCCUUAAAACAAUAUGUGAUAAAUGCAAACAUGUUUAUACACAAGAUCUUUGUCCACCAACAAAGAGAGAUCAUCAGUUUGAGAAUAUAAAUGAACAAUCUCCAAGUACAAACAAACCAACAGAUAAAGACUCGAGCUCAUCGUGGACAUGUGAGCGUUGCACGUUUUUGAAUUCCUCAAGAAACAGAAUCUGUGCUGUAUGUGCAACUUCAAGAGGAGUGAAUCAGGUUGACUUGCCAAAAAGUGGCAGCAGAAAGUGUCAUAGCUGCACAUAUGCAAAUGAAGAAGGAGCUACGAUUUGUAAGAUGUGUCAUUGUACAGUUGGACUAGAUAACCCAGAAUCUUACAUUUGAGUGUUUAAAAACCUUUUGUAGUGGUCUUCCUUGGUGCAGAGGACAGAAGAAAGGAAAAACAAAACAAAUAAAAAAACAGAAAACGAAAGAAAUUUAUCCCUGGACGAGUAUAUUCUGCAAAACGAGAAGAUCAUUUUCUAAUUAUGCUCCUUAUGAUAGAUAUUUUAGCCAAUAUCAAGUAUACACAUGCAUGACUUUUGAUCAUUUAAGACUUAUAAUCGUGCCAAUAGCACCCUAUUGAUUUGCCCUGGGAUAUUCCUAUGUAACAAAUCCAUAGAUUAUCCUAUAAAAUAGAUUAGUUGUUUAAAUUUUGAAUCAAUGUUCAAAAACUUGUCUUAUGAUUAUAGCGAGAAGGCAGGUCAUUAUUCAUUGGAGUGAUUUCAUAAACUUUUAAACUCGCAGUUUGAAGCCAUUGAUUCGCUAUCCCAUCGUUCUAAGGUAGUCUGGUAAUAAACUUUCACAGCUUUUUCAAAAAAGGUACAUUGAAAACUUCAAAGAGAUCUCGCUUUUCUUUGCGCAUGCCGAAUCGUGGGAAAAACCUAUGCCCUAUGCUCAUCACCAGCUUUCCUGAACCGUGCAACACGCAAUCAAGGAAAAUGUUCUCAUGACGAGAAGAGGCUAGACAGUUCUUUUAACAUGGUUUGCUAUAAGGAAAGAGUGACUAAAUAAUAAAAUACCGUUUGUCAAAGUUCAUAACUAGUACUGACCACUGGGGAAGCUAUAUACUUUGUACAUACUACAUCCCCUUGGUAAAGCCUGGUUUACACUUGCUUCGGAAUCGGAAUCGUAAGCAACAUACGCAGACUCAGUAUUGCAUCUAUCACCUAGGUGUUGAAAAAGACAAGCACUGUUAAUGAGCAGUACGUACACUACUGAGUCUGCGCGGUAUGUUGCUUUCGAUUCAAUCACGACGCUAGUGUCAACCAGGCUUUAUGAAAGUGAGCUUGGCCUUAUAUAAUAUAGCUCAGUUUGCGUAACCAAUAAAAUCAUAUCUCACAGUGCCUAGAAUUAGUGCAUAAACUAUAGUGUAUUUUUAGGCAAUCAACUUGGUAGCUUUAAAAUUAUAGAAAACUUCAUUUUCAUUUUAUUGCUGAUAUUAAACAUGGGAUCAAUGUG